Linum tenue is the source of this 432-nucleotide messenger RNA. The record is from the annotation of a GenBank genome assembly. Lineage: Eukaryota; Viridiplantae; Streptophyta; Magnoliopsida; Malpighiales; Linaceae.
AUGGGGGUGGUGCUAAUCGACGGGAACACGGUCCGCGACUUCGUGGCGAGCGAGGACCACUUCAACCGGAGCGUGGAGGAGACCUUCGCCCUCCUCGACGUCGACAAGGACGGCGUCCUGUCCCGGUCGGAGCUCCGCCGCGCGUUCGAGAACCUCCGCCUGCUCGACGCCGACUUCGGGGUCGACACGCCGACCAAGCCCGACGAGGUGACGAAGCUCCACAAUUCGAUCUUCGACAAGUUCGACGGCGACCACAACGGGACGGUGGACCUGGAGGAGUACCGGUCGGAGGUGCGGACGAUCCUGCUCGCCAUCGCCGACGGGCUGGGGUCCAGCCCGAUUCAGAUGGCGCUGGAGGAUCACGAUCACCAGAGCUUCCUCAGGCGAGCUGCCGAGCUCGAAGCCUCCAAACUCGCCAAUGUCAAUCCUUAG